Messenger RNA from Uncinocarpus reesii 1704, 687 nucleotides. RefSeq lists its product as uncharacterized. Gene Ontology annotation, cellular component: glycosylphosphatidylinositol-mannosyltransferase I complex; membrane. Gene Ontology annotation, biological process: GPI anchor biosynthetic process. NCBI's taxonomy places the organism in Eukaryota, Fungi, Ascomycota, Eurotiomycetes, Onygenales, Onygenaceae. Bases 1 to 687 code for a protein of 228 amino acids. Gene Ontology annotation, molecular function: alpha-1,4-mannosyltransferase activity; GPI mannosyltransferase activity. The record is from RefSeq and is a predicted model, not a curated record. The transcript is spliced from 2 exons.
AUGGCAUCAAUCCCCUUUUUUUCCUCCCCUUCCCGGGUAUUCACCGCUGCACUUGUAUUGCGUCUCGUCCUGCUGCUCUACGGGCUCUAUCAGGAUGCCCAUUCCGCCAUGAAAUACACCGAUAUUGAUUACUACGUCUUCACCGAUGCCGCACGGUUCGUAUCACGGGGCCAAUCGCCCUACGACAGGGCUACUUACAGAUACACCCCGUUGCUUGCUUGGCUCCUCGUUCCCACAGCCUGGACUGGCCCUUGGCCGCUGGGCGGGUUGUGGUUUUCGUUUGGCAAAGCGCUGUUUGCGCUUGCGGAUAUUGUUGCUGGGUGGCUGAUUGUGCGAGUUUUGAGGGAGCAUCGGGGCAUGGAUGUUACUCGAGCGUUGAAGUAUGCGAGUAUUUGGUUGUUGAACCCGAUGGUCGCGACGAUUAGCACGAGGGGGAGCUCGGAGGGGUUGCUGGGGGUGAUGGUGAUUGCGCUGCUGUGGGCGGUAUUGCAGAGAAGAGUCGGUUUGGCAGGAUGUUUGUUGGGGUUGGGAGUGCAUUUUAAGAUAUAUCCGUUUAUCUAUGGGCCGGCGAUUAUCUGCUCUGGGGGUGUUCCUUGCGCUGAAUGUGGUAAUGUACAUGAUCUACGGGUUCCCCUUCCUACAACACACCUAUUUGCACCAUCUGACGCGAGUGGACCAUCGGCAUAA